AUGUUGAAGCGACACACGACAGAUGUUUUGGCGGUUUUCGAGACCCAUGCGGGUGGAGACAGAGCAAGCACGAUUUGUAGAGGUUUGGGGUCUGAGAACUCUUACAAAGUAGACGCGACUGGGCAAAGCGGCGGUUUGUGGUUCUUGUGGAGAACGGGGAUAGGGGAUGUGGUGAUUGUCGAUGCAUCGGAUCAAUUCAUCCACGCCCGAAUCGCCAAUGGAGAGGAGGUCUUGCAUGUGAUUGUAGUCUAUGCAGCACCGUCGGUGAGCAGGAGAAGCGGUUUAUGGGACGAGUUGCGGAGCGUGAUCGGUGGUCUUGAUGGGCCGGUUCUAAUCGGUGGAGACUUCAAUACCAUCGUUAGGGUGGAUGAGCGAGCUGGAGGGAACGGUCGUCUAUCACCGGAUUCUUUGGCCUUUGGAGAAUGGAUAAAUGAUCUUUCCUUGAUUGACAUGGGUUUUCGAGGGAACAUGUUCACAUGGAAACGAGGUAAGCUAGAGAGGAACUUUGUAGCUAAGCGAUUGGAUCGGGUUUUGUGUUGUGCACACACAAGAUUGAAGUGGCAGGAGACAGUUGUCACACAUCUCCCAUUCCUUUCUUCGGAUCAUGCGCCGCUCUACGUUCAGCUAUCGCCGGAGAUUUUGAGAGAUCCAAAACGGAGACCUUUUCGCUUUGAAGCGGCUUGGCUCAAGCAUGAGGGCUUUCAAGACCUUGUGAAGGCCUCGUGGAAGGACGUCUUUGGUGAGAUUUCACAACGUAAGGAGUUACUGCUGAGGGAGAUCAAGGAUGUCCAGGAGGCAUUGGAGGCAGGACCGUCAGAUGCUUUGCUGGUACAGGAAGAGGAACUGAUCACUGCACUCAAUGUUGUGCUUGAGCAGGAGGAAAUGGUGUGGUUCCAAAAAUCACGAGAGAAGUGGAUACCAUUGGGGGAUCGCAACACACGCUUUUUUCAUACGUCCACGGUUAUUAGACGGAGACGCAACCGUAUAGAGAUGUUACGCAAUAGUGAGGGGAAUUGGAUCACGGAUGGGAAGGAGAUGGAGUCACUUGCAGUGGAGUAUUUUCGACGACUCUAUUCCAUGGAAGAUAUUGAUGCAGUGGUUGAUAAACUGCCAACUGAAGGUUUUGAGCAGCUCACGGAGGGGGAGAGGGCUCAUCUGCAGAAAGAGUUCUCUGCCUUGGAGAUUGAGUCUGCUGUACGUAAUAUGGGGAAGUACAAAGCUCCGGGGCCAGACGGAUACCAGCCGGUGUUCUAUCAAAGUUGUUGGGACACAGUAGGGUCAUCUGUGAUCCGCUUUGUAAUGGACUUCUUCACCACGGGGAUACUUCCGCCGGAAACAAAUGAUGUACUGCUUGUAUUGAUUCCGAAGGUGGGCAAACCGGAAAGCAUAACGCAGUUUUGGCCUAUCAGUCUCUGCAAUGUCCUGUUCAAAACAAUCACGAAGGUUCUAGUGGGAAGGCUGAAGGUAGUAAUCUCCAAACUGAUAGGACCAGAGCAGGCGAGUUUUAUACCCGGGAGAUUAAGUACGGACAACAUAGUUCUGGUCCAGGAGGCGGUACACUCGAUGAGGCGGAAGAAAGGGCGCCAAGGAUGGAUGCUAUUGAAAUUGGACCUGGAGAAGGCCUACGAUAGGAUCCGAUGGGAUUUCUUGGAAGAUACACUCACGGCGGCUGGCUUCUCGGAGUCUUGGAUACAAUGGAUCAUGAAGUGUGUCACGGGCCCAGUGAUGAAUCUCUUAUGGAAUGGAGAAAAGACAGAAGCUUUCACCCCAGCGCGAGGUCUCAGACAAGGUGACCCCAUCUCUCCCUAUCUUUUUGUUCUAUGCAUGGAGAGACUCUGCCAUCUGAUUGAUAACUCGGUGAAGGAUAAGGAGUGGAAGCCGAUUAGUCUCUCACGAGGAGGGCCGAAACUAUCGCACAUCUGUUUCGCAGAUGAUUUGAUCUUGUUUGCAGAAUCGUCUGUCUCCCAAGUUCAGAUCAUCAAGAAAGUCUUUGAGACCUUUUGUAGCUCAUCGGGGCAGAAAGUGAGCUUGGAGAAAUCCAAAAUAUUUUUCUCUGGGAACGUAUCUAGGGAUUUGGAGAAGACUAUCAGUGAGGCGAGUGGGAUACAGUCGUUGCGAGACUUGGGUAAGUAUUUGGGAAUGCCGGUCCUGCAGAAACGGAUGAACAAAGAUACUUUUGGGGAGGUCCUUGCGAGAGUCUCUGCAAAAUUAGCGGGAUGGAAAAGCUGUGUACUGAGCAUGGCCGGACGUUUGACACUCACGAAGGCGGUCUUAUCAUCGAUACCGGUCCAUUCGAUGAGCUCAAUAAUGCUUCCUCAGUCAACGUUAUCAGGUUUGGAUAAGCUUUCAAGAUCGUUCCUAUGGGGAAGCAAUUCGUAG
Messenger RNA from Microthlaspi erraticum, 2379 nucleotides. NCBI's taxonomy places the organism in Eukaryota, Viridiplantae, Streptophyta, Magnoliopsida, Brassicales, Brassicaceae. The record is from the annotation of a GenBank genome assembly.